Molecule: messenger RNA, 6900 nt
Organism: Lagopus muta (rock ptarmigan)
Lineage: Eukaryota; Metazoa; Chordata; Aves; Galliformes; Phasianidae
Product: protocadherin gamma-C5-like
Exons: 4
Coding region: 4511-6298 (595 amino acids)
Biological process (GO): homophilic cell-cell adhesion
Cellular component (GO): plasma membrane
Molecular function (GO): calcium ion binding
Source: RefSeq, a predicted model, not a curated record
UGUCCCCUCUCGCCUCUCUCCCGGUGCGUUGUCUCUUUACCCUGUCGCGUUUUCCCUUUCCUCUCCCUUGUUGGAUGACACUAUCGGCACUCGUUACUUAAAACGGUUCGUUAGAGGUGGCCCCCGGCGGCUCCCCAGUCCCUCCCUCCCCAUUCCCCUCAUUUUCACGAUUUGACUUUCUCCACUUUCGUGUUUCGUCUCCCCUCUCGAGGCUUCCUUUAGUGGCGCAGCUGUUGGCAGUGCAAGGUCUCCUCCUCACAUCCCUAAACUCAACACACUUUUACUCCUGACCUCCUCAGCUUGCCCAGACUUUUGAUGCUGCCAUCCCCUAUGCAUCCAGAGGUUGUUUCGUUCUCUGCCUGUAGAAUUGCUUUUUUAAAUCGGUUAUUGUGUUUCGCAACGCCCUUUUCAUUUCAAGUGGUGGGUUUGGUCAGUGUGCUUGAUGAAUACAAAUGAGCAAACGGUUCUUUGUCGUUACCUCUUUGCCUGUUACCACAACCAAACAAAGUGUGUAAAGCGUGUAGUCUUGGCGAUCUGAUGUGAGAUAGCGUGUGUGAAUGGCUUGUGAGGAAAACGGGGGAUGUGUUUUGCACUUUCUCAGCCUUUUAUGAAUGUCCUGAUGACCUGACAUCAGCAGAUCUGGGCGUAUCGUUUCUCAGUUUCUAUGGCAUCUGCCGUGUUAGAGUUGUAUCACUUCAAUGUCCAGUUCCAUAGUGUUUGGAUAGAUCCAGGAACGAUGUCUCUACAGUGACUGUGCUGUUUAUCACUUUGGUAGAUUCAACAUUAUUGCCUUGUUUCCUUUCCAGUGCUAAAGGCGGAUCUCAGUGUAGUUAAUUACUCUUUCAAGACUAGAAUAUCGUUUAUUAAUGCCCCGUUGUGAAGAUGUUUCUGUACAUGUCAGUAGGAAUAGUUUUACAUUCUUUGCUUUCUGUAAAGCAGUGCUGAAUGAAGUGUUGUCCAUGGUCAACUUAUUGCCAAAUGCUGAAAUGGUUGAUGAUGCAACUGAAGUUUGUGAAUGUUGAGAGGAGAAGCGAAUCUGGUGUUGUACCGAUGAAGUCAGUAUUUAGAGUGGUUUUGCGAAGGUUACGUUUUGAUUUCUUAUCUGGUGCAAAGUUCUGUGCUGUUUCCACUACAGUCCUCACUGGUCUGAAAGGAGUUGUUCAUCAAAUUUGUGUGUGGAACAGUUCUUUACAGCUAGAAUGAGAUAAGAUGGCAAUGUGAAAGCUCAUUUAUCCAUCUUUAAUUUCCUGUAUCCCUGUGAUGUACAUUUCCUUCAUUGUGAUUUUCUCAUGUUCUGGUCUGCAUUUCUUGGAUGUUGAUGGUUCAGGUUUUCAAUUUCUGACCAACGUGUUAUAUGUACACGUGCCUUGUUCAUGUCAGCCACUGAGCUGGAUACUUCGGGAGAGUCAGAGCGGAUGUGGAAUGGCAGAGAUGUAUGGGAAACUCUGCUCUGUUCCUUUUUUAUUUCUCUGCUGUAGGCGUAAACCUGAGAAGGUUGUCAGGUCCAUCAGAAUUGCAGAAAUGAGGGAGUUGUUUCCGUGCUUUGACUGUGUGAAGCGGUCAAGGCUGAGGCUUGGGUGUAUUUCUGCUUCCAAACGAUGGCAGUGAAUGAAAUGCUGCAGUAUUGUCCGACAGAAGUGCAGGAAUGUGGCUGAUGUCCGUGGUGCUGGAAAUGUGAGAGAGUUUGGAGUGCAGUGCGUGAGAGCUUGGCGGAGAGUUUGGAAAGUUGUUGGGGUAAGGAAGCUCUGUGUGGCCUCUUGGAAGCAAACCUUCUUGUCUGGAUUUCCUUUCACGUCUGGUGCCAAUGCCUGCAUCUGUUUCUGCUACGAUCCUGGUUUCUUUGUCGUCAGAAGCAGCAUUGUUUCCGCCAUGUGGAGUAUCAGGCAAACACGGCGUAUGUAGAGCAGGCCUGAGAAGGGCAGGAGAUAGAAUGCAGCUGUAGGCACUGACUUCUGUGAUGCUGAAGCCAAAGGAGAGCAGAAGCGUGUUGUGGGGGAAGGUGUUCCCUGCAAACACUGACCUAGGGCCAUAGCAGACUUAGUGCUGCCGUAUUACACCUGUGUGUGCACCUGGAUGCAUGUCUCUGAUGGCUUUGGUUUCCUUCACACCCAGUGCCUUGGUGCUCUCUUCCAAUGCACAGGUAGGUACUUUUCUUAGAAAUUCCUUAGAAAUGAAAUGAAGGCUGGAGUUGUCAGCUGUUCCAUGUCUGCAAGUGUGCAAACAGGGAUCUGGUGGGUGCAGCCUGCCCAGACAAGGAGUGGCAGAAAAUAUUUCUCUGUCACUUUAGGGUAGAUGCUCCCUUGUACAUGUCUUAGCUUUCAAAGGCUGGAGGUUAUUAUUCUUGCAACACAGACCUAGAGACAACAGGCUGUACAGGAGUGUGAAGGCUGCCCUUGGAGUAGAAGUUGGAUGGGUCAGCAGUGGAUUUGCCUGCGCUGUGUUUGUGUUUGUUGUAUUGUGUCAAAAUUAGUGCUUAUUUCACUGAACACCUUUGUUUGAGUGCUGUGGCGAUCAUAAAUGACAAUGUUCUUUGUACAAGCCUUCAACCAAUCCACUGGCUGUAAAAGCAUGAUACAGGAAGAUGCAGCUUGAAUUUUCAAUGACUUCCGAGUUCUCAUUUAAAGGCAAAGUCAUGUCAAUGAAACUGCAAUCCUCCUAUGGGCCUGCUGUUUCUUUGUGACUAGAAUCAGAAGUAUUUGACAUGACUGAGCUACUGGUUUACAGGAAGGAGAUUUGCAGAACACAGCCAUGCUCUUCUACCCAUUCUUGUAAUGAAGAGAUUGCAAAAGCUCAUCAAACAUUACAGACAUGGAUGACCUCUGAAAGCCCCGUGGCGUGCUUGGUGUGUGGAGAAGUGGAACGGACUUGUCUGCAGUGCUUGUGGCCACUUCUUGUGGGUUGUUCUCAUUUCUUGAAGGACUGGAGGCACAGGGCCUGCCAUCUCAGAGGGCUCAGGGGAAUGCCUGGCUCCUCAUCUAACCUGCCAAGGAGGAAUUACGUGGAUUGGGAACUUGUCUUCAUUCUGCACUGGUUAAUGUGCAUGGGACGUUCCCUUCACGGUGUGUUAUGGACACAUGGGAAGGGCUUAUUUUACGCUGCAGACAUGGAAAGAACAACAGAAAGCACAACUGAACGAAGGAGUGAGCUGUGGAACGAUUGCAAGAAAAAUCAGUGGGGUUCAUGGUGGAGAUGCUGGUACUGAAAACAAGACAAAACAGAACAAAACAAAACUCAUCAUUCUCAGAACUCUUCAGAGUUAGAAUUAGAAAUGAAAAGUUUUUGGAGGACACAGAAAUGCUCUUGUACACUUGUUCAAAGAAGCUGAAGCGUAAUGUAACCAAGCAUUGAACAUGGCCAUCACCUCUGAUCUUCCUGUGGCACGCUGGCUACUCGAGAACAUUACAGACUGAUGGGGAGGGCUGAGGGGAGCUGCUGGCUCCUGCACCAUGGCAGGGAGGAAUCGUUUGGUUUGGGAACUCUGCUUUUUGUUGCACUCUGCAAUGACCAUGGCUCAUGAAAUGCCUUUCCCGUGUGAGAUGGAGAAGGUGUGGUGUUUUUCUAAAGGCAGGUGACAUGCAAACAACUGAAAAGAUGAAUGUAUGCAAUGGUCAGGUUAUGAAGGGCAUGUGGAAGACUUUGGGACGUUACAUUGGAGUGCGACUGCAAGAACAAUCUAUGGAUGUUCCCAGUGAGAUUGUCCUUGUGCAAAAACGGGUUAAGACUCAGAAGUGUAAGGAGAUGGAAGAAACCACGAAGGUUCCCCUUGCUCUGAGUAAGAAGUAAGGGACUGAAGAGGAACUCUCUGCCACCCCUGCGUCAGGAGUACCUUCAACAAAACAGUAUGGCAUCGUAAUGGAGACGAGAAUGAGUGGAAGAAAAGAAAAGAGGGAAUUAGGACGAAAUUGGUGGAGAGGGUCAAUGAGCAAUAAUGAGAUGAGACUCAUGAGAACGACAUAGAGAUGCAGUGCAAGAGGACAACACAUCCAAAACAGCAGAAAGAAAGAUGCACAGAGGAGCCCUGCUGUCUGACAGAUCAUGAGCAACAUGAAGAACAGAAAGGACUACAUAGUGACCUGUAAGAAGAGAAUGACUGCAGGCAUCGAAAUGCCAGCAAUAUUAACGAACUGAGAGCGCGACGGUUGUGCGGUGUCGGCGGUUCCCGCGGCAGAGGCAGCGGCGUUGCUCGGUGGAGCCGUGCGUGCAGUGCCGGGCGUGGGCUGCGGGCGCCGCUGUUCACCGCGGAGGAGAGGAAGGAGCGGAGCGCUGCAGGCAGCCCCGCCCGCUGCGGCCCGGCUCGCUCGCUCGCUCGCUGGCUGUGUCGGCGUCCGGGCGGCUGCGAGCGGCCGAGCGGUGCGGAGCGGUGCUGCAGCGAGGCGGAGGGGCGGCGGGAGCGGUCGGCAGCGGACGCCGAGCCGGAGCCGCAGCCAGAGAAGGAAAGAAAGAAGAAGAAUCAGAAGUCGGAGCGGCUGGGCAGCGGCGGUGGUUCAUUGGCGGCGGAUCCGUGCGGGAGAUGUGCGCGGCGAGAGAAGGGCGGUGGUGCCGGAGUCAGCGGGCGCUGCUGUGGUGCGUGUUGGUGGCGGCGUGGGAGGCGGCGUGGGGGCAGCUGCGCUACUCGGUGCCCGAGGAGCUGCCCAAGGGCUCGUUCGUGGGCGACGUGGCCGAGGACCUGGCGCUGGAGCUGGCGGCGCUCGGCGGGCGCGGCGCCCGCGUGGUGUCCCAAGGCAGGACGCAGUAUUUCGCUCUGCGUGCGAGCAGCGGCCACUUGGUGACGGCCGAGAGGAUCGACAGGGAGCAGCUGUGCCGUUUGCAGGAGAAAUGCGUGCUGCGCUGUGAGCUGAUCGUGGAGGGCGAGAUGAAGGUUUAUGCAAUCGAAGUGGAAAUCACGGACAUUAAUGACAAUACGCCUAGCUUCGAGGAAGUCCAAGUACAGGAAGAAAUGAGUGAGAUGACAUCUAUAGGGUCCAGAUUUCCCCUCCCUGUCGCUCACGACCCGGACGUGGGUGUGAAUUCCCUGCAGAGCUACGUGCUGAGCGGCGACGAGCACUUCUCGCUGUCGGUGCAGACGGGAGGCGACGGCGAGAAGCGUCCCGAGCUGGUGCUGGCCAAGGCGCUGGACCGGGAGGAGGCGGCGUUUCACGAGCUGCUGCUGAGGGCGAGCGACGGCGGCGAUCCGUCGCGAACGGGCACGGCGCGCAUCCGCGUGGCUGUGCUGGACGCCAACGACAACGCGCCCGCGUUCAGCCAGGCGGUGUACACGGUGCGAGUGCCCGAGGACGUGCCAGUGGGCUCCACGCUGCUCAGCGUCACCGCCACCGACCCCGACGACGGAAUAAACGGGGACGUGAAAUAUACUUUAAAGAUAGCCACGGAAACAGCGUCGAAGAUCUUCCACCUAGACCCUGAGACGGGAGAAAUCAGGCUGGUGCGGAAUCUGGACUUCGAGGAAUGGAACUCCUAUGAAUUGGAGUUACAGGCACGAGACGGUGGAGGCCUUUUCGAUACGGCGAAGGUGUUGAUCUCGGUGACGGACGUGAACGACAACGCGCCCGAGAUUUGGGUGCGAUCGGCGCUGAGCGAGAUCUCGGAGGACGCGGCGCCGGGGACGGUGGUGGCGCUGGUGCACGUGCAGGACCGCGACUCGGGCGCGAACGGGGAGGUGCGGUGCAGCCUGGGCGAGAGCGUGCCGUUCCGUCUGGAGCGGGCGCUGGACGACUACUACAGCGUGGUGACGGCGCGGGAGCUGGACCGCGAGCGGGCGUCGGAGUACAACGUGACGGUGCGGGCGUCGGACGGCGGGUCGCCGUCGCUGCGGAGCGGCGCGGUGCUGGCGCUGCGGGUGCUGGACGUGAACGACAACGCGCCGGUGUUCGCGGAGGCGCGCUACAGCGCGCGUGUGUCGGAGAACAACGCGGAGGGCGCGCUGGUGCUGACGCAAGCUCAGCCUAACCCGGACUGGCGCUUCUCUCAGACCCAGAGACCUGGAACAAGUGGCUCCCAGAAUGGAGAGGAAGGUGGAGCCUGGCCCAACAACCAGUUUGACACGGAGAUGCUUCAAGCCAUGAUCCUGGCCUCGGCAAAUGAAGCCGCUGAUGUCAACGCAACCCUGGGUGGGGGCACAGGCACCAUGGGGCUGAGCGCCCGCUACGGCCCCCAGUUCACCCUGCAGCACGUCCCUGAUUACCGGCAGAACGUCUACAUCCCGGGCAGCACCGCCACGCUGACCAACGCCGCCGGCAAACGCGACGCCAAACCCUCGGGUGGCAACAAGAAGAAAUCUGGCAAGAAGGAGAAGAAGUAGAAAGGAGACGUCAGAGCGGCCGGGCAGCGCGUGCCAGCACUCCCCAACACCACAGGAGGACGAAUGUGGAUUUGGUUUUUAUUUUUGAUUUCUUGGCGACGCAAAAGUUAUAGGAAGCGCUGCGAAUGUAUUUGUCAUCGUCAGAGCUAGGAGCAGGCUGCCUGCUGUUAGGUCUCAUGAUGAAAAGCAAUCUGGAAAGCUAAAGCUAACACAAACAAGUGCCCUGUGAAUACAGCUAACGUUUUAUACGACCCCUCGGGUGUUAGGAUACACGAGGUCGAAAGGCUUCGGCCAAAUCCUUGGCUUCGAAUUUGCUCCCAGAUGGUCUGAGAAAGGCACGAGGCUCUCGCUCAGCUUCGUCCAGUGUAAAUAACUGUAACACCCAUCUGUUAAUUUAUAGAGCUUUGAUCUUCUUCUUCUUUUUUUUUCUUGAAAGAAAAAGGAAUUUCCCAGCAUAAAGCCCCGUGCUCCACAUUUUCUGCUCUUUAACAUCGUGAAACUCACCCUGGGUUAUUCGUUAGCGGUGGAUCUGUGGGUAGGGAGUGCUUCAGUUCCUGUUCAGCUGUUAUCCGAAAAAGAAAAGAAAAAAAAAAAAAGUGUUU